AUUUAGCUGCUGCAGAUGUUGACUUGGUGAUUUCUUACAGUUUCCUUUAUAAAACACCGGUAAACCUGUAUUGACACCAUCCUCACGCACUGCUUAAGAUCAGCUUAGUCUUCUAUUUAGAUCGCUACAAAGUCAUCUUGUCGUGGCCUGCAGGUCAGCGGUUAGGACCAGGCAGCUCCCUCCCGUCCACGCCUCCCAACUGCCACCACAGACUGAGAAACAGGAAGUCAUGUGGAGUGAUAAUCAGUAGAGCGGGCAUGAGACCGAAAGAGAGAGAAACAGAGUGAGCAUGGGAUCAGGAGCAGAGAAGUGAAGUUUCAGGUGGACAAACAGACAGAGCACCUUACGCCCCCACAGAGCCCUGUAACCAAUGGCAACCUCAGUCCAGACUCUUCCUCUGACCCGUGGCCCCAACAAAAACUACCGCAACCCGUUGCCCCUCUCGUCCCGCUGCGGCAUGGGAAGUGUCGGCAGCUUGGUGGAGAGGCCAGACGUGUCUCCGACUAAAGGCAGCCGAGCAGUACCGCAGGUGAGACCCAAACAGACCAACGGCCUCCUGAAAAAAGGCUUCACCCAAAGAGAGCUACUCAACUACCUCAACAUCACCAGAAAAGAGCUAAAAGCAAGCGCGAGCAGUGACGGUAAGAAGGACGUUAUCCCCGGCCUCAGCUCUGCCAGCGGCUGUGAGGAGGACAACUUAUACGCCAAGGUCUACAAUAAAGACGGCACCGAAGUAGAUCUGACAAAGAACUCACUGCCAAGUGGGGGCAAGUACGAAAAGGCUCGUUUAAGGUCCGCCUUCAAGCCCGUCACCCCCAAAAAUUUCAGCUCCAUGCAAAACCUCUAUCCCUCUUACAAGUCGGAGGAUGUGGACCACGGCCUCUCCAACGGGCUGCACAAAGCCUACGCCCAUGUCCCCAAAGCUGUCUCCACCUCUUCCUCCUCUUCCUCACCCUCCCGUCACGGAGCACCGACAUCCAGUGGUAACAAGGCCCUCUCCUCGGUGCGUGGGAUGAGCCAGGAGGAUGAUAACCUGUCAGACUCAGGCCAUAACUCCAUGAACAGCCUGCCACCGUACCGGCCUCCCUUCCGCCCACACCUGUCUCACAUCAGUGCGUCUAUGGGCCACAUCAACACCAUCGGCUCCCUGGACCGCACCUCUCUGGGCCAGAAGGCUGCAGGAGCAGGGGGCGUGGCUAUAGGAGAGAUGGCGUGUCGGAGCAUGGCGACUCUUAGCCGUCUGGCUCCAUAUGGAGGGGAGGCUCCACCUCCUUAUGAAUGGACACUCUCCCUGUCUGUAGAGGAGGUGGUCCGGGAUCUUGAGGAGCGCCUGGUGGAGAAAGAGCAUGAGCUGAAACAGAUGAAAAGAAACCUGGAUGAGAGCGAGGGCGCCAUCGCUCAGGUGUUUGAAGGGAAACAGCGUCUGUGGGAGAAGGAGGUGGAUGAGCUGAAACACCUGUAUGCCAUCAAGCUGCGUCAGGUUUCCCAGCAUGCCCAGCGCUCCCAGCGCAGCCUGCAGUUGCAGCUGUUCAAGGCCCAGCAGGAGAAGAGCCGACUGCAAGAGGAGCUCGACAACCUGAAUAAGGAAAGGAGCCAGGAGGCUGGAGUCAUGGUGAAGCGAACCAGUCCCACUCUGGAGGAGACGCAGUGGGAGGUUUGCCAGAAGUCAGGAGAGAUCUCCCUGUUGAAGCAGCAGCUGAGGGACUCCCAGGCGGAGGUGACCCAGAAGCUGAGUGAUAUCUUCCAGCUGAAGACGCAGCUCAGGGAGACCUGCACAGAUAUGCGCAACAGGGAGGGCCAGAUAGACGCACUGAAGCUCGUCCUGCAGGGGACACAGCGUCGCAGAUGCUCCUCUCAGACUGCACACGAGGAUGGAAAAGGAGCUGAAGAGAGUCCUCCAGCCGGGGCUACAGGAGGCUGCGGGGGCCCCACGGAGGAGCGUCUGCGCGCAGAGCUCCUGCUGGAGCGACGCCAGAGCGAGGCCCAGGCCACGGCUUUCGAGGAGGAGAGGCGGACAUGGCAGACAGAGAAGGACAAGGUCAUCCGCUACCAGAAGGAGCUGCAGGCCAGCUACUUAGAGAUGUACCACCGCAAUGAAGUGCUGGAGAGGGAAGUGCACCAGCUGAGGGCGGGCGGAGAGCGAGGAGGAGGGAGCAGAAAUGGGACACUGGAAAGAGAAGUGCCAGAGCUGAGGAGUGAGAGAGCGAGUGAAAAACAAGACGACAGACCUUCCUCUGGUUUGCCAUGGAUAGAGAGAAUUGAAUCGUCUGAGAUUUAAAUGUGAGACUUGACCGGUAUUUGCAAUGCAAACUGUUUUCUCCUUCAAGUUUGGUUCUACGGAAGCCUAUGUCUGCCAGAGAAGGAAAAAAAAAAAGACUUACAAAAUUGAAAUGACCAGAUAGUAAGUCAGAAUUAUGAGAUAUUUUUUUACUUAGUAAGAAAAAAUUGUAAGAACUAAGUUUUAAUCCAAGUCAGAAUUCUUAAAGAUACCAAGUUAGUAGUUAUGAGUACAUAAUUUACAUUUUGAAUUACCAAGUCAAAAUGCUUUAUUAAACAAAUUUCUUAAAGGAGCAGUGUGUAGGAUUUAGUGGCAUCUAGUGGUGAGGUUGCAGAUUGCAACCAACGUAAUACUCCUCUGCUCACCCCUCGCUUUUCAAGCGUGUCAGAAAACUACGGUGGCCUUCAGGUAACGUAAAAACGCCAGUGUUUCGUUUGUCGGUUCUGGGCUACUGUAGAAACAUGGCCUAUGUCAAGAUUUUGAUCUACUAUGUAAAAAUUAUCAGAUACUACGUGAACAAUUUGCAACAUUAAGUUAAGACUGAGAUAAUACUAUCUCAAAAGUUUGACUUAUUAUCUCAUCAUUUUGACUUUGAGUAUUUUUUUAUUUGUAUCAUGCAUAACUUUUCAUCUACUUUUUUUCUUCUCCUGGAGAAAAUUGGCUUCCAUAGCUUCCUGUCCGUUUGCCAUUCUCUGCCCAUGCAACCCUGUUGAUCCUUUAAUGCCCUGAUCCUGCAAAGACUGGACAAAUAACCUCCUCCAGAACACACUAAUGCUGCACAGAAAUACUGUCUGUGCCUCGUCUGUCCUUGGCAGAAGAGUCGUGUCAGCUCUGUAAAAAUACAGCCAAACGCCCAGACUGUCCUGCUUCAGACGUCUGUCCAAUUAUAAACCUGUAAAUGAGCUAAUUGAUAUCCUUACUGAUAUAUUUUGUGUUCAUUUGGUAGUUACCUUUCAGUUUGGACUGCUGUAUAGUCUUGACAGUGACCAAAGGAUUCAAAGGGAUUUAGUGUGGCCCGGUAACAUCUCAGCACCUGUUCUGUCUGUGCAGAAGGUUCUGUGGAUUCAGGGUUCACCUGGGUUCUGUGAGUAGAGCUGCAUCUCUGGGUUAAGUAUCGGGGAUUAAAGCGUUCUGGUGCCAAGGUACUAAUGCUAUCAAGAAAACUGUGUACCAUACUUAAGAAACUGGAAAUGUUGGACUUCUCAGUCUGUCAGGUUAGGUGAGAUCUAUAUAUUUUGUACAUAAUGUCAUUUUGAUUUUGCCUUUUGUCAUGGUAUUUCAAGCACACUGAUGUCUUAAAUGGGCAUAUUUCCACAUCUUUUGAUUGCGUUGAAAGCGAUAUUAGGAUGCUGAACAUAACUGCCCUGCUUAUUGGUGCACAUACCCAGCCAAUAAUAAGUAAAUGCAUGACAUGGGUGAAGUCUUGUAUUGUUUAUUAUUAAUAUAUGAACAUUCAAACGCCAGCUCUCAACUGACCUUCCAACAUACUGUGACUCCUGUCUAUUUACUGGAAUUAAAACUGUACAGUAAAAAAUAUAUAUAUGUUUGUUUUGGAUUCAUAAUAAACAUUUAUGAGGUGGUGUAAAAGCCA
Sebastes umbrosus (honeycomb rockfish) is the source of this 3869-nucleotide messenger RNA. It is a transcript of the gene n4bp3, whose product is annotated as NEDD4 binding protein 3. Lineage: Eukaryota; Metazoa; Chordata; Actinopteri; Perciformes; Sebastidae. Bases 371 to 2278 code for a protein of 635 amino acids. Gene Ontology annotation, cellular component: cytoplasmic vesicle. The transcript has 10 exons. The record is from RefSeq and is a predicted model, not a curated record.